UGAUGUUUGGUAAACCUACGAAGCUCCCGCGGUUUCAGCAACUUUGUGGUGAAAUUGGGAGCUACCGCUUCUCUGGUCAGACGUAUGAAGCGCAAAAAAAAUAUCCGUUGGGAUUAAGGCAUGCGGUGCAGCACAUGCAGCGAAUGGUGGAGGUACCCACUACACAGCACACGAGAUUAACAGGGGGCCUCGUUAAUUGGUAUGAGAAUGGGAAGCAUUAUAUUGGACCUCAUGCAGAUGAUGAACGAGACAUGAUAGUGGGCGCUCCCAUCGUUGCGCUUUCCUUGGGAGCGUCUCGACGUUUUGUAUUCACAAAAAAGAUAUCGAAAAAUGCGCAUCAAAAUGAUAAAGCUGUGGCUCGGUUGGAGUUGCAAGUGGGGGACGGAGACUUGAUGAUCAUGGGUGGGUCAACACAGACAACCCACAAACACGCAGUACCGAAGAUGGCACGUUGCUGUGAGCCAAGAAUCAGCGUCACCUUACGCUGUUUUAAUUAGCUAGACAUUAACUUGAUAUAUCAUGUUUACAGCAGUAUUCACUAUAUCU
Messenger RNA from Plasmopara halstedii, 546 nucleotides. RefSeq names its product dna repair system specific for alkylated dna. The transcript has a single exon. Gene Ontology annotation, biological process: DNA repair. The record is from RefSeq and is a predicted model, not a curated record. The coding region runs from base 3 to 497 and encodes 164 amino acids. Lineage: Eukaryota; Oomycota; Peronosporomycetes; Peronosporales; Peronosporaceae.